Molecule: messenger RNA, 1413 nt
Organism: Eimeria acervulina
Lineage: Eukaryota; Apicomplexa; Conoidasida; Eucoccidiorida; Eimeriidae
Exons: 1
Coding region: 1-1413 (470 amino acids)
Source: RefSeq, a predicted model, not a curated record
AUGAGAAGCACUGCCUUCGCCAAUGGUGAAAAUGCCAGAAGACCUCGUAGGGGAUCAGUGGUGAAGGACUCAGAAGACAUAGCUUCCUCACACACUCAGGGGAACCAGCAAGGAGUCCUUGUCAAGCGGAAUCGUACGGAAGUAAGGAGGCGGCGUGCUGGCCGACUUUUGUUACUUGUUGCUGGGACGGCGUUUGCCGCUGCGCUUCUGAUAUUUCAGUCCAUUUGUCAUCUCAACGUCCGUAGAAGUGCACGUGGUCUCUCAACAGCAGGUAGGGAAAAGGGAGCAAAAGGACAACCAAAAUAUUGUAGACUAGGCACUAGAGAAGAAUAUGGGAUGGCUGGGGGUGCAGUUAUGGAAUCUGAAGACGCCGAACUGCACGCGAAAGCUUUGGCAGUCAUGCGGUCUUUUGUCGCCUUUACCAAAGCUAGUGAACACGCACUACGAGGGUCCAGUGAUGAAGUGAAGAGAAAUACAGUAUGCUUUCUUGUCAGUCUUUUUGUGCAAGAACUUACCGCUAGCGUUUUGUUCCCAGAGAGUGCCCCCGCUGAUUCGGAACAUACUUUCCGCCUACCAUGUACUACCAACAGUGAAGCAAUGAGGACUUCGAAGCAGUCUUCGCCGGAUUCUGACCCAAACUCACAUACUAGAUGGGAGACUGAAGUGGCUGCAGAUCCUGUGCUAGACUCCGACAGCAUGUCUGAACUGGAGGUGCGUGACCAAUUUUCUGACCAACUCUCUCUCUUUUAUAUUAGUGAACCGCCACCUGGUCUCAGUAGCGAAUCUUUGACACCAUCAGCAACCCCUCAAAAUAACCCUUGGCAUAGGCUUGAAUCCUCUUCGUCUCAACGUAUGGAACCGCAUCCAGUCGCGCCCCUAAAUACAACAGCAUUAUCGAAUGCUCGAAGGUCAGGCGAGCCAUCUAGUGACUCUUACAGUUUGGCGCAUGGCGAGGCGUGGCGUAACAUUUGGUCUAGUUCUAAGCCAGGAUCGUCUUCAGUUUCGUCAGCAGCAGAAGGUAUUACCACUGUGUCACUGUGGGAAAUAACCCCUAUGCCGUCCCAAGACAUGGUCCAGCGAGACGCAAAGUCUGACGUAUUGUCUGUUCCUGCAUCUUCUUCGUCGAUGGGCAUGCUGCCGCAGCAAUUACUCGUACCUUCAGGCAGGCUGUCAAAGGCUCCAGGUGGCCACAGGCCGCUCAAACCGUUCUACGGUGUGGACUACGGAACGUCGAAGCUUAGCCCCCUUACAGCUACGCCACCAUAUGAGUCUCCAAGUGCAAGAAGAGAGUCUCCUUUGCUGGCCAGAAGUGGGAUGGCAAAGGCUCCAGGGUCAGAACGUCUGCCAAAGCAGACUUUUCACGGUGUGGCCCAGGGUGAGCCAGCGGUGGUGGGGAUGGCCGCAAUUCCCUAA